This is a messenger RNA of Chlorella variabilis, 3406 nucleotides long. RefSeq lists its product as hypothetical. NCBI's taxonomy places the organism in Eukaryota, Viridiplantae, Chlorophyta, Trebouxiophyceae, Chlorellales, Chlorellaceae. The coding region runs from base 142 to 3321 and encodes 1059 amino acids. The transcript is spliced from 11 exons. The record is from RefSeq and is a predicted model, not a curated record.
GCGGGCAGACCGAUUGCCAACCUUCACUGCGGACACAGGCCGCCGGUGCUCAGCGCCUCCGUGUUUCUGAAAGCAACACCCUGCUGCGCAAGCGCCCGCACCGCGCAAGGUGUUUGCUGACGACGUCUGUGCUGUGUGGACAUGGCGGCGGGGCGCCCGACCGGCCUGGACGCACUGGCGGGAGGCGUCGGCGACCCGCCACAGGCGGGCAGUGCACGGCUCCUUCCCUGCACCAUUCUCAGCGGGUUCCUUGGCUCCGGCAAGACCAGUCUAUUAACGCACAUCCUGCGCAACAAGCAGGGGCUCAGGUGUGCAGUGAUCGUGAACGACAUGGCGGAGCUCAACAUUGAUGCGAGCCUGGUAAAGAAUGCGGCGUUGGUGCAGGCGGAGGAGCGACUGGUGGAGAUGAGCAAUGGCUGCAUUUGUUGCACACUGCGGGAGGACCUGGCGGUGGAGGUGGGCCGCUUGGCGGCUGCCCGCCGCUACGACUACUGCAUCAUCGAGAGCACCGGCAUUGGGGAGCCCAUGCAGGUGGCUGAGACGUUUGCCAUGGCGACAGGGGAGGGUGGGUACGUGCUGGCCGAUAGCGCGCGCCUAGACACCACUGUAACGGUGGUAGACGCUGCCAACCUCAUGGCCAAUUUUGCCAGCGUGGAGAGCCUUCGCGAUCGUGGCGAGCAGGCUGACGAGGAGGAUGAGCGCGGCGUGGCAGAGCUACUUCUGGACCAGAUUGAGUUUGCGGAUGUGGUCCUUCUCAACAAGGUGGACCUGGUGUCGGCAGAGGAGCAGCGGCGGUUGCUGGGCUUGUUGCACACUCUCAACCCGGGGGCAGACGUCAUCCCUACUCAACAUGCACGAGUUCCAUUGACAGCCGUUAUCAACACCGGGCGGUUCAGCAUGGAGAAGGCGGCACGGAGCGCAGGCUGGCUCAAGACAUUGCAGGACGGUUUCACUCCCGAGACAGAGGAGUAUGAUAUCAGCAGCAUUGUCUACAGGGCACGCCGUCCCUUCCAUCCCGCUCGCCUCCACGAUUUCCUCAACCGCCACUUUGUACUGCAAGAGCCCGACUGGUCCGAGGCGCUGGCCGCAGAGCAGGAGCGCAACCAACCGCUCGCGCAUUGCGAUGGAUGCCAGGACCGCGACCACAGCCAUGUGUUUCGUGGCAGGCAUGACAGCCGCAGCCAUUUGGAGGCAUCCCAGCUGGCGGGUCCAGUGCAGCAGGCGGUCCUGCAGGCAUCUCAGGCAUCCCAGCAGGCAGCAGCGGCUCUGCAGAGCGUGGUGCAGCACCACGCGGCGCUGGGCAGUGGCACGACCAUCCAGCAGCAGGCGCUGCUGGCGACUGUGGCUGCUGCUACCUCGGCAGCAGCUGCGGCUUCCAGUGCAGCAGCUCUGUUACUGUCACAGCUGCAGCUUGGCAACAGUGGUGAUGGUGUGGCUGCUGCCCUGGACGCUCCUUGCACCCAUGGCUCGCAAGAGGCGCCGGCGCAGCACCACCGUGGUGGGCAGCCAUCAGUUUCAGCGGCAGAGGCACAGCAGCGGCAGGCACUGCUGACAGCCACCUGCGGCCAGCUGCUGCGCUCCAAGGGCUUUGUGUGGCUGGCCACUAGGCCCAACCUGUGCGGCGAAUGGAGCCAGGCUGGUGGCAUCCUGCGCCUGGGCAUGGGCGGACCCUGGUAUGCAGCACUGCCAGACGAGGCGUGGCCGCAGGAGGAAGAGCAUCGGCAGGCAGUCCUCAAAGACUUCCAGGGGCAGCAUGGCGAUCGCAGGCAGGAGCUGGUGCUGAUUGGUGUCCACCUGAAUGGCAAGGCCCUGACUGCGGCACUUGAUGGCUGCCUGUGCUCGGAGUGCGAGAUGCGGGCGGCGACAGCUUGGCAGCUGGUCGACCCAUUUGCAGAGUGGCCCACGCUGCAGCAGGUGUUGGAUGGGGGCCAGGAUGAAGAGCAGGAGGAGGAAGACGCAGUGGAGGAGCUGGAAAGCGCUGAGGGCAUCAUGCCCUGCCCUCAGCCAGGGGCUGUGCACGACGUUACCUGCGGCGCUGCGGAGCUGCAGCAAUGUUUUAAUGGGCUGGUGGCCCAACGGGCAGCAGAGCAGGGAGCAGGGCCAGCACCAGCACCGGCGCUGGGCGUGGUCAGCUGGCACGCAGACUGGUGCGAGCCGUGCCGGCAGGCGGCAGCAGCAUUGUGCCUGAUGGCAGUGCAGCACCAUGCUGUCGCUUUCUUCACCCUGGAUGUCGAGGCCUCCUCCGCCAAUUCGGCUUUUGCUCUAGAGAAGGUGCUGCGCAAGGCAGAGUCGCGGCGAGCGGGGGCUAAGCCCCUCCUGAAGAGCCACGACAAGUUGCCCUGCAUUACGUUGCACUACCUGCCAAGUCUGCAGCCGGUAGCCAUGCUGGCCGGGCCCACCGCAGUGGAGCAGCUGAAGCAGGCGCUGCUGGAGCAUGCUUGCAGGCAGCCAGUAACGCCAGCAGCAGCACUGCAAGCAACAGUGCAAGCUGCCACUGGUCCGGGGAGCAGCGACGGCCAGCAGCAGUCUGCCGCAGCAACUGCUGCAGCAGAGCCCAGCAAGCUGGUGGUGCUAAAAAAGGGUGCAACAGAGGCCAAGGAGCUACUGGCGGCAGGCAGGGCCCGUGGCACACCAGUACUGGUGGUGUGGACGCAGAGCAACGCUGCCAACGAGGAGGUUGCGGCCGGCGCGGCAGCACUGCUUGCAGCUGCUGCUGAGGCGGUCACUACUACACACGGCCUGGUGCUGGUGGAUGCCGAUGCCGCCGCCUCCAAAGCCAAUGAGCUGCUGGCAGGGGCGCUCAGAGUGCGGUCCUUCCCUGAAGUCCAUGUGUAUUGCAGUAUGAAGCUCGACAGCAAGCUUACGGGUACCUCCGCCACCCCUGCCAAACUGCUUCGCCUCGCGGCUCAACUUAUGGUGGGCGCUGCAAGGAUUGGAGGCAGCAGCAGCAAUGGCAGCAUCCCCCCUUUGCCUGUUGGUGCCACGGCUGCGGUGCUGCUGCCACCAGCCCCUGCAAUGGCAGCGCCUGGACCCUUCGACCCGCCCGCAUCCAAGUUUGCCAAGCCGGGUGCCACCAAACGCUUCUCUGAUGGUAGACUGGGCCACUUCUUUCCCAAGAUGCCCUGCCUCAGAUGCGGCUGCCCCUGGUGGACCAACGAAGAUUGGGAUGCGCGCUGCCUGCGCUGCGGGUGGGAUUGUGAAAGGUCCGGGUAUGACGACAACAGUCAGCCGCUGCCCAAGCACCGCGCUAAGUGGGAACACUUCGUUGCGGCCAUACGGGCGGGGCAUGUACCCGCCUGGGCUGGCAAGGCCAAGAAUUAGCACAUUGGUCCUUCCUACUGUACAUGCUGUCCAUAUUCUUGCGAUUGUGGCUGCCACAGAAAAAGGAAGCUUAAAAUAGACCGGC